Darwinula stevensoni is the source of this 546-nucleotide messenger RNA. The record is from the annotation of a GenBank genome assembly. NCBI's taxonomy places the organism in Eukaryota, Metazoa, Arthropoda, Ostracoda, Podocopida, Darwinulidae.
AUGUUCCCAACAGGGCAUUUAGUCGAUGAAAUAGCAAUACCCGAUCUAGGUACUAUUAAAGCCACUUUAAUCAACGCCGGCAUUCCGACGGUUUUUGUAAAUGCCUCAGACAUUGGUUAUAAGGGCACAGAACUACAAGAUGACAUCAAUAAUGAUAACAAAGCCCUAGAACUCUUUGAAAAGAUUAGAUCUUAUGGCGCCCUCAAAAUGGGGCUCAUCAAAGAUGUGUCUGAAGCAGCCAGUCGCCAACACACCCCAAAAGUUGCUUUUGUAGCCCCGCCGGCAUCCUAUGUUUCAUCUAGUGGAAAAACUGUUCUUGCCAGCGACAUGGAUCUUUUAGUACGCGCCCUGUCGAUGGGUAAACUGCACCAUGCCAUGAUGGGCACAGCGGCAGUGGCCAUUGGUACAGCAGCUGCCAUCCCUGGUACUUUAGUGAAUUUGGCAGCAGGUGGCGGUGAACGAGAAGCCGUGCGGUUUGGUCACCCUUCAGGUACGUUACGUGUCGGUGCUCAAGCACAACAAAUGGAUGGAGAAUGGACAGUGACA